Mus pahari (shrew mouse) is the source of this 2746-nucleotide messenger RNA. Its product is annotated as zinc finger protein 568-like. The record is from RefSeq and is a predicted model, not a curated record. Gene Ontology annotation, biological process: regulation of DNA-templated transcription. Lineage: Eukaryota; Metazoa; Chordata; Mammalia; Rodentia; Muridae.
AUGGGGCCUGCCAGUCUUGCUGAUACUAAGCCACGUGUGGUCUCCCUUCUAGAACAGGGCAAAGAGCCCUGGAUGGUUAUGAGGAAUGAGACAAAAAUUUGGCAUCCUGAUCGGGAGUCUAGGGCAGAAGCCAAGGGCUUCCUUCCAAAGGGCAGUUCCAAAAUAAAAACAUGGCAAGAAAAGAUGGCAAAAGACCACACAUGCCCCAGCCUUGACGACAACAGGGACAGAGGGGACAGAGAAGUCCCACGUGAGCUGGAAGGUCAACAGGUCCAUCAGGAGGGGCACUUGAGACAAGCUGCAGUACCCUCUGUCCAGAGGCCUGAUUCUGUCCAGUGCACAGCCCAUAGGGAGGCUCACCCUGGAGGNAAAGCCUGCAGCUGUGAGAAGUGUCAGAAAACNUNCCUGGACCAGGUGCCUCCCACCGAACGUGACAAAAUCCACAGUAAGGCCAAGGCCAGUGAGCAUGCACAGCACAGCAGGGUCCUUAAUAACUGCACAUCAGACNUGGCUGUGCAUCAGAGACCCCACGAAAGCAGAAAGGACAGUGAGAGUAAGAAAAGUGCCCUUGCUAGUGGUUCUGACACCUCAAAACCUCAGAGCGCUCAGGGUAGUGAGAGGCCGCAUAAGUGUAAGGAAUGUGGGAAGGCCUUUCACACUCCCUCCCAGCUCAGUCACCAUCAAAAGCUGCAUGUGGGUGAGAAGCCCUACAAGUGCCAGGAGUGUGGGAANGCUUUCCCCUCUAACGCCCAGCUUAGUCUUCACCAUAGAGUUCACACUGAUGAGAANUGCUUUGAAUGCAAGGAGUGUGGGAAAGCCUUCAUGCGCCCAUCACACCUGCUCCGGCACCAGCGCAUACACACUGGGGAGAAGCCUCAUAAGUGUAAGGAGUGCGGGAAGACCUUCCGCUAUGACACACAGCUCAGCCUGCACCUGCUCACGCAUGCUGGGGCACGGCGCUUUGAGUGUAAGGACUGUGACAAGGUGUAUAGCUGUGCCUCCCAGCUCGCUCUCCACCAGAUGUCACACACUGNGGAGAAGCCCCACAAGUGUAAGGAGUGUGGGAAAGGCUUCAUCUCUGACUCACACCUUCUUCGCCAUCAGAGUGUUCACACUGGUGAGAAGCCCUAUAAGUGUAAGGAAUGUGGCAAAGGCUUCCAUCAUGGUUCAGAACUUGCCCGACAUCAGAGAGCCCAUUCUGGUGAUAAACCCUACAAGUGUAAGGAAUGCGGAAAGUCCUUCACUUGCACCACGGAGCUCUUUAGACAUCAGAAAGUUCACACUGGCGAUAGACCCCACAAAUGUAAGGAGUGUGGGAAGGCCUUCACCCGAAGAUCAGAGCUGAUGCAUCAUGAAAGAAGCCACAGCGGUGAGAAACCCUAUGAGUGUAAAGAGUGNGGAAAGACCUUCGGCCGAGGCUCAGAGCUCAGUCGACACCAGAAAAUCCACACCGGUGAGAAGCCCUAUAAGUGUCAGCAAUGUGGGAAGGCCUUUAUUCGUGGCUCUCACCUUACCCAACAUUAGAGGAUUCAUACAGGACAGAGGAGUGAAUGAGUUGCCAUCAGAAAAUCCAUACAGUUUAAAAACCCUGUGGUGGCUGACAAUGUGGGAAGACAACGAGAUACAGGGUUUCUCAUUGGCACUAAAAUUCAUACUAAAAAGACCCAUUAAGUCCAGAAGUGAUGGAACGUGUGUCACCAGAAAGAAACCUUAUAACUCCAGAAACUGGAGGGGACUUACUUGUUUCAGAAUUUAUCAUACGGCUUUAGUUGAUGAAAAACUUAAGUUCCAUGAAUGUAAAGAAAGGAGGAGCGCCUCUCAGUGGCCCGCAGCCAAACACGCAGGCCUCAAGAUUCACAGCAGGGACAAGCAGAGGGCAGUGAGCACGUCUGAGAGAUUAGCAGUUGGAACCUUUCCACACCCACACCCGGGCCAGCCCUCUGAAGAGAGAAGACAGUCAUUAUACUGCGUGAUCUCUCUGUCCUACCUCAGGCCGCACUUCUGCUCAAAUGCAGCACACUCGCCAUUCAUCUCACUCAACGCGCAUGGAAUGUUUGCUACUUUAUAAAGCCAUUUGGACUGCGGAGUGUGGAAAGGACUCGGCCAUGCUAACNUUUUANAUGUCCUCAUGAUUCAGGGCAGAUUAUUUACCAACUAUCCUCUUCUUCUGUGAGGUAGCAGUNUUAGCCCCAUGUUUCUAGUUAUGCUUUGAGGAUGUGUGUAGUUUGUGGAAUAGNAUCCAGCUAGUAUCUAAAGUGUGCCAAGUGCAGCAGGCAUGCUGUUCCACACCUGCGAUAUAUGCAUCUGAAGCCAAAGGUAGGAGGGAGGAUCACAAGGUGAGGUGAGCUUGGAGACUCUUUAGUCAAACAAACAAACAAAAUUAUACCAAAUAUAGCUGCUUUCUUUAUUUUCAUAAUUGUGAACUUUUACAUAACAGUCUAUAAGAGGAAAGCCUUAUAUGUCCAGUAACUGGAGGGACAUCUUGCCUCGUCUCUUUGACUGUUACAGAAUUCUUAUGAAGAAAGACCUAAAGCUUUCNUUCCUAGUUUACCCUUCUGCUGUCAGAAGCCUCAGAACUGGAAUGUGGUGAGGUCAGUAUGAGGACGGGCUGGGAUGAAUUACUAAAGCCUCCGUGAGCGAGGAGUGGUGCUACAUAUAUCCAGUAAUCCCAGCUCUUGGGAGGUAGGGACAGGACAGGGAUUCAAGUCCAUCCUGUUCUACCUGGUUAGUUGGGGGUUAGCCUGGG